Messenger RNA from Cylindrotheca closterium, 2070 nucleotides. Lineage: Eukaryota; Bacillariophyta; Bacillariophyceae; Bacillariales; Bacillariaceae. The record is from the annotation of a GenBank genome assembly.
AUGAAGGACGAGGAAGAAAUCAGCAAAAAGCGUAAGCACAAAGAAGAAAAGAAGAAGAAAAAGAAAGACAAGAAAUCUCGCAAGAAACAAAAACGGGAGGAGGAGGAUGUCAUUGAUGAUAAUGUCAGUGAUCAGCGCUCAUCCAAACAAGAGGAUGAUGCCGCAGGAGUGCUUGUCUCAUCCCCAUCCAGUCAGGAAGCUCCAUCGCAACGACCAUUGCAUUCUGCUGACGCUGACGCGGAAGAGAAGGAUACUAGAAACGAUGACGAAUCAUCCAGUAACAACAAGGAUCGUAAAAAGGACAAGAAGGAAAAGAAAGAUAAGAGGAAAAAGAAAGAAAAGAAGGAGAAAAAGAAGGAAAAGAGGAAAUCAUCAUCCUCCGAAGCGAUGAGUUUGGAUGAAAAUAAAUCAUCCAAUAGUAUUGAUCACAAGCACUCGAAACUGAAGCAGCAAAAGGAAGACGAACACAAGUUGCUAAAUGCAUCGAACAUGCCAAGUCAGAUUGUGGAAUCAUCUGCCAUUGAAUUCUACGAUGAGCAAAUCAAACAAAAGAAGAAGAGUGAAAUUGACGAAAUUCAGCAACAAGAAGUCCGAGCCCAAGACAAGUUUGCCCUUACUCUACUACUGUUCUAUCAGUAUAUUGAACCAAUCUGGGAUGAAAAGACUUAUAACUUUAUGCUGACCCGACUCCAAAAGGUGGGACGGGACCUCCAAUUGACGGGACGGAUGCGGGUGGCCCGAGAAGGCUUGAAUUGUACCCUUACGGGAUCCCACGAAUCCAUUGUGGAAUACUGCCGGACCCUCAAACGACUUCGGCCGACCGAAUUUUCCGAGACAGAAUUCAAAUUGACCUCCGACUUGCCACAGGCCCAAAAAUUUCCCAAUCUCAAAGUCUUCAAGGUCGUGGAGUUGGUCCAUUAUGGUUUGGAAGGCUCCAAGGCUCCACCGAUUGCCAAGUUUUCGGGAACUCAUCUGGAACCAAAUGACUAUCACAAGAAAUUAGGAGAAUCCAAUACUGUCAUUAUUGACGUGCGGAAUCAUUAUGAAGCAGCAAUUGGACGAUUUGUCCCACCCAAGGAAGGAGAAGGUGUCAAACAAGGCGAAGCACCACCCAAAUGGCUGGAUCCCAAAAUGAGAAAGUCGACCGAAUUUCCAGCCUGGCUGGAUCGUCCAGAAGUAAAGGAAGAAAUGAAGGGGAAGCAAGUUCUCAUGUAUUGCACUGGCGGUAUUCGAUGUGAACGAGCAUCCGCCCUGCUCAAGUUCAAAAUGGAAACCGAUCCAGAAAUCAAAGACCUUGGCAUUCAAGGUGUCUUUCAAUUGCAGGGUGGCAUUGAUAAAUAUUUCAAGGCGUUCCCAGAUGGUGGAUAUUGGAAAGGCAAGAACUAUGUCUUUGACAAAAGAUUUUCGCAUGCUCCGCCCAAGAUUGAUGGAGAAUUGCAUGGAAAGGUAGCAGUAGGAGAUGAAUCAUCCUCGAGCCAUCAGGCAAAUUUGGAAAUUAUGGGUCAAUGCGAAGCCUGCCAAAAGCCAUGGGAUAUGUAUCGAGGAAAAAGACGAUGUCCGACGUGUGGUGUCCCAUCUUUGAUUUGCAAAGACUGUUUUUUGGCGGACAAGGAAGGACGCAAGAAAUUGGGUAAGGAAGUACGGUGUGAUCUGUGUGUCGAGCAAGGAAUCACUUCGAAAUAUGAUCUACGACAAAAGGAUGAACAAGAUAUCUAUGAAUAUGAAAAGAAAAUGGCCAAAAGGGGUCUAUUGCGACCUGAAGCGUUAGCACCCAACCCAGACAAGGUGACUCGACUUCAUUUGAAAAACAUGUGUCGCAAGAACAUGGACGAAGACACGCUGUGUGAAGCCUUGCCCGGUAUUACUCAUAUUGUUUGGAGAAUCGAUCGAAAAUCCGAUCAGUUUCUAGGUCAAGGUUGGGUCGAAAUGGCUACUCCUGAUGAUGCUGCCCGAGCUGUCUUGAGAGAUGGCAAACUAAAACUCUUUGGUCGUCCAAUGUACAUUAGCUUUCAACCCCCAAAUGGGAAGGACGUUUGGCCACCUUCCAGUGCAAAAAUUGGAAAGAAGUGA